This is a messenger RNA of Eublepharis macularius, 2347 nucleotides long. It is a transcript of the gene NOP9, whose product is annotated as NOP9 nucleolar protein. Bases 162 to 2264 code for a protein of 700 amino acids. Gene Ontology annotation, molecular function: RNA binding. The transcript has 10 exons. Gene Ontology annotation, biological process: ribosomal small subunit export from nucleus; endonucleolytic cleavage to generate mature 5'-end of SSU-rRNA from (SSU-rRNA, 5.8S rRNA, LSU-rRNA); endonucleolytic cleavage in 5'-ETS of tricistronic rRNA transcript (SSU-rRNA, 5.8S rRNA, LSU-rRNA). NCBI's taxonomy places the organism in Eukaryota, Metazoa, Chordata, Lepidosauria, Squamata, Eublepharidae. The record is from RefSeq and is a predicted model, not a curated record. Gene Ontology annotation, cellular component: preribosome, small subunit precursor; 90S preribosome; nucleolus.
GCGGCCCGUGUGGCCUGCGGGGCGCGCGGUGCAUGGUGGGAAUGUAGCUGAGGGGAAUCGCGGGAGGCGGCAGCGGCGGAAAGAGGAGGCCGAAGGGUGGUCGGUUCCAGUUCGGGGGGAGCCCCCUGGGCUGACUUGUGUAGUGAGACCCGGUUGGAGCCAUGGGGGUGCCUCCCCAACACGAGAAAGGAGCCAGAAGCAGGAAGAGGCCAAGAAAAGAGGGCUCAGCAGUCCCUUCAGCCCAGAAGGAAGGUUCUAAGGCAAGCCAGAGCGUGUCGCUCCCCAGACUGGAGCCUGCAGCAGCUGAGUAUUUCCAAAGGGCCCACGAGACCCUGAAAUCUGGGUUUGCCUCUGAUGAAGAGAAGGGUCUGUUUGUUAGCAAUGUUUUGGAGGAAGCAGAGGCAGUGGCCGUGCCUCUAUCCCUGGACUCUGCUGGUUCUCUGCUCCUUCAAGCCCUGGUUGCAUCUGCUCCGCCUGGCAGCUUGUGCCGCUUGCUGCAGGCCUUGAUCCCCUCCCUGCGCAUAGUGGCCUGCCACUCUUGUGGGGCCCACAUUCUGGAAGCCGCUGUGCUGAGAGCCCCCUUGUUGAUAAAGGAUGGAGCGGAUGAUUCUGGGACCCUGGAGGACCUAGUUUUGGAACUGGGCAGAGCCGUGCAGGGGGAACUGUCAGCUUUCGCUUUGGACGCCCAUGCCAGCUUUGUAGUGCGGACACUGCUGCAGACACUUGGAGGGGCCCGAGUCGGCUCAGAUGGGGGUCGAGGGCUCCUGGUAUUAGGGACAUCACAUUCCCGAAGCAAGAAAGCCAAAGUGGGAAGCGAGGGGCCCACGGACUUUGAGGUCCCAAACUCCUUCUUGUCGCUUCUGCAGGGAUUUGGCGAAAGCUUCCAGGAGCUUAUUUCAGAUUUCAUCACCAACAAAUUCUUCAGCCUCUGCCUCCAGGUGGCUCUGGAGGUCUUGCACAGGAAGUUGCCGGAAGCUUGUUCCCAGUUGUGCUGCUCAGUGAUUGGCUACCUGAGCUCGUGCAACCCGGCAGCUGGGCAGAGCACGCUCCUGGUGUUCCUGAAGGAUGCUACGUGCAGCCGGGUGCUGGACAAGGUUCUGGAAGUGUCAGACGCAAAGGCCUUGCGCUCCUUCUAUAAGGUUCACGUGAAAGGGCAGCUGCAGGUCUUGGCAACCCAUCAGGUGGCCAACUUCACUUUGCAGCGGCUCAUCCAGGCAGCUCCGCCCAAGCUGCUAGGAAAACUGUUUGAGGAGCUGAGCCCCGGCCUGGAAGAGAUCCUGGCACAUGAGCACCUGGGUGUGGUCACGGCCCUCCUGGGGGCCUGCCGAAAGCACGGGGCUCACCAGCAGGAGGUGCUGCAGACACUCAUGGAGGCUUUCCACUGCUGGGAGCCCCCUCCCCGCCAGCUGCUGUGCGUUCCCCUCAUUGCCUCUUUGCUGGCUUAUGAGGUGUAUUAUGGCGAGGAGGAGGAGGAGGAGGAAGAGAUGAUGUCACAGGACCAAGCUGCCCCGUCCCGUCCUCUGAGCUCGGUCUCCUACCACGGAUCCUUGAUUCUCCAGCAUUGCUUGCAUUUUGCUGACCCCUCUGUUGUGCUGCGCAGCUUGGCUGCCCUGACCCCUGAGGAUCUGGUCACACUGGCCUGUGACGCAGCAGGCAGCCAUGUCUUUGAUGCCCUCCUGGCCAGCCCCUCCGUACCCAAGAAGCAGAGGCGCAAAGUGUUGCGCCUGCUUAAGGGUCACUGUGUAUCUCUGGCCUGCAGCAAGCACGGGAGCCGUGUCUUGGAUGCCAUCUGGAGCCGGGCCACGCUGCCAGCCAAGCAAGAGCUGGCCCAGGAACUGGGUGAGGCUGUCUUUCCCUUCAGCCAGGGGGAAUGUUCUUCUGGCAGAAGAACCCAUAAAAACAAACUGCCAGUUGCUAAUUGGGGAGUGGGGGGAAAUCUGCAGUUUAUUCUGUUGUGCAGAGUGAGCACCACAUGGCUGAACUCUGACAGCUGCCUUGCAAGCAAGUCCAAAAGGAUGGGAUACAUCUGCCGGGUGUUUUUGUACGCAGUGGCUGUGAGUAAAGGUACUGAGAUGCCCUGCCCUUAUGGACAUAAGAAGCAGCCUUCUCCGCCAGGCCCAGUGCUGUCUGCUCCGAGUGGCAUCCAGGGACUUUGCCACCUGCCACCCGAGGUCCCAAACACAGCCACCUUAGCCGAGCUUGUCCUUGGUUCCCGUAGUGCACGUCUCUCUCUCUCUCUCUCUCCCUCUUAUAGCGGAACAUGAACAGAAGCUGCGGAACGACACCUUUGGCCACCACCUGGUCCGCAAUUUCGCCUUGACGCACUUUCUCAAACGCCGCCAAGACU